Molecule: messenger RNA, 441 nt
Organism: Malassezia vespertilionis
Lineage: Eukaryota; Fungi; Basidiomycota; Malasseziomycetes; Malasseziales; Malasseziaceae
Gene: FPR2
Product: peptidylprolyl isomerase
Exons: 2
Coding region: 1-441 (146 amino acids)
Biological process (GO): protein peptidyl-prolyl isomerization
Molecular function (GO): peptidyl-prolyl cis-trans isomerase activity
Source: RefSeq, a predicted model, not a curated record
AUGCGUGUGUUUGCGACGUCGCUUUUGCUCUUUGUGCUGCCCGUGCUGGCCAAGGCGCCGCCUAAGGAACUGCAGAUCGGUGUUACGCACAGUGUCGCUGAGUGCCCAUACAAGUCGCAGAACGGCGAUACGCUGUUGAUGCACUACACGGGCCGCCUUUGGGAUGGGACAAAGUUUGACGCUUCGUACGAUCGCGGCAAGCCCUUUGACUUUGAGAUGGGUGUUGGGCACGUCAUCAAAGGCUGGGAUUUCGGGCUGCGCGACAUGUGCAUCGGGGAGAAGCGCCGCCUAAAGAUUCCAUCGGACUUGGCGUACGGCCCUGUCGGCGCAGGCGACGUGAUCCCCCCGGACGCGGCGCUCGUGUUCGAUGUCGAGCUUCUCGAUAUCCAAGGGCCACGUAUGAAAUCACUGCGCGCUUCGCAGGGAAAGGACGAGUUGUAG